Ornithodoros turicata is the source of this 3379-nucleotide messenger RNA. Its product is annotated as dystrophin-like. Gene Ontology annotation, molecular function: zinc ion binding; protein binding. Gene Ontology annotation, cellular component: plasma membrane. NCBI's taxonomy places the organism in Eukaryota, Metazoa, Arthropoda, Arachnida, Ixodida, Argasidae. The transcript is spliced from 17 exons. The record is from RefSeq and is a predicted model, not a curated record. Gene Ontology annotation, biological process: synaptic signaling. Bases 209 to 2164 code for a protein of 651 amino acids.
UCAGUUUUGAAAUGGCCCCUGAGCAACCGCGAAGUGUUUCAUACGUGUGGCUGCAUAUGUUUUGAAAGAUGCUUACCGCGUUAGUCAUGGGCAUGUUUAAUAAAUACACGGAAUCCCUGAGCUCAACAACGCAGUUCCAGGAAGACUGCUUGUGUUCGACGUGAUCCCAUAGGGCUACGUUUAAAAUCGUCCUAAAACGAGUUUUUGCAUGAUGGACGACUGGGAGCGGCAAGAAACUUCUGCAGGCAUUCCUUAUUACGUCAAUCAUCGACAAGAAAAGACACAAUGGGACCAUCCUGAGAUGGUGCAGAUGACCGGGAAGCUGACCUCGUACAACGACAUCAAAUAUGCUGCAUAUCGCACAGGGGCCAAACUUAUCUUUCUGCAGAAGGAAUUACUCUUUAGCAACAUUCACGUGUCAAUGCUGAACGGUGCAUUUGAACCCCACGGACUGGAAGGUGUUGGUCAGCACGAACUCCUCCUUGGCUGUACUCAGGUGGAAGACCUUUUAGCGGAUCUAUUCCGGAGAGCUCCAGGUGUUCAUCAGCAGAAAGUACCACUUCUCGCCUCUCUGGCACUCAACCUGCUUCAGAACGUAUUUGAUCCCAAAAGGAAAGGGACCAUGACAGUUUUGCAGGUGAAAACAGCACUGUUUGUGUUUUGUGCAGGAAGACUUCUUGACAAGCUGAAAUAUAUCUGCGGCGAAUUACAAGAUGGAAACCACCGCAUCUCGCACGAAGAAAUGGAGAACUUUCUGCGGAAUAUUUCCAGGAUUCCAGAAUUCCUGGGAGAAAAGCUGUCUUUCGGUUCUCAUUUUGUUCCUGCUGCAGUAGAAAGUAUUUGCAAGUUAACGUCACUGCCAACCAUUCCUGAUGACGUAUUCCUAAACUGGCUUCUUAAAGAGCCACAAAACCUGGUUUGGAUCUCCACGUUUUACCGCAUGAGGUCAACCGAAAAUGUUGCACAUCCCAUGAAGUGUGGCGCUUGCAAAACACAUCCAAUUAUUGGCUUAAGGUACCAGUGCCUGCAGUGUCUCAACUAUGACCUGUGUCAGAACUGCUUUCUUCAUGGCAUCGUUACCAAGAACCACUCUAUCAAGCAUCGUAUGCAAGAACACUGCCAACAGACAUCUUCUUGGGAGCGAAUGAAAUCUGUCUUGAAGACUCUUAGCCUGAAGAUCCAGCGCUGGAAGCGAGAACCACGUCCCAGUUACUUGCCGCUCCAGGCUAGUGCCGAACCAAAGUCAAUAACCCAAAAAAGUCCAAAGGAUUACAAGCAGGAGUACAAGAGGAAGCACGAUGAACCUGUCAAGCCAACAGCGAAUGGGAAUCAUCAUCCCAACGCAUUAGACACCCUUCACCAGCAGGAAUUAGAGAGUAUAAUAGAAAGACUGGAGAGGGAAAACAGGAAUCUUGCAAGAGAGGUCAUGAUGAACCAAGAGGGAGGAAGCACGCCAAAAGCACCUCCGCCAUCGUCACCAGUCAGGCCACGAUACCUGCAUCAGCACCUGGUUCAAGUCGAUUCACAGUUGAAGAGGAUGCGAUCACUUCUGCAGCACUUACUACAAAACGGUGGCACAGCUGAUGGUGUCGUCGUCCAGAACGGUGCAACCCCGCACAGUGGAAACGAUGCUCCUCCUGCGUGGCUUCAGAGUACGCCAGCAAAUGGGAACUGCGCUCCAGCCAUCGACCGCUUCCUGGAGAUUCACAAGGGGCUGAAGGCAUUGGAUGCAUCUCCCUCCCCUCCAGUCUCAAACUCCUGGGACCCCCAGCCUGCUCCUGAUGUGGCCGGAGGAGGAGGAGAUUCUGACUUUCCUCCUCCCCCGUCACCCAUCGUUCGUCGGACAAACGGUUCUCUCCGGAGUAAUGGGAGCGUCAGGCAAACAACAUUGUCCGACAACUCUGCCAAGGAAUGUACCUUUGGUGAUCUCACGCGCCCAUUCCCAUCGGCAUACGUGCAACAUGAGGACAGUCCAGCCCUGCAGAAGCCCUUCCAUUCUCUUCGGGACCAUCCAUUGGACGGCGAACUGGAGAGCAUUCUUCGCCAGCUAGACGACUUGCUUUCAGAGCCCAAACCAGGUUACAACUCUGCUGUCAAGAACAACGUGCGAGAAACCGUCACUCACGUGCAGCAGGUCAUGGAUCGCAUGAAGCAAGGUUCCUGAAGCUGUUUGUAAUUAAUACAUCAGAAACAGCGAUCGCCUUGGCAACAAAGUGCGAGAAGUGCUUGAUAUUGUGUGAGAGAGAAUUCUGUUCAUAUGGCUUAUUGUUAUUAUGCAGCUUGCUGGCAUCAGAGUGUGUGAUUGUUUCACGGACACUUUUUGUAUGGGCGACAUGUAUGUAUGUGCUCAGGGCCGGUGCUAAGGGUGUGAGGGAAAGGUGUAAGGGGUGUAAGGGCCUGAGGCAAAGGCACAUCGCGGGACCUGUUUGACACGAUUAAGUGCAUACUUGAUAUUUUAAAAAAAAGUAAUCCCUGGUUGAGGGCUUCGUGCGCGGGGCCUAUGCGAGCACGGGGCUUAAGGCGGUCACCUUACUUGCCCCCUCCCCCCUAUUGCCGGCCCUGUAUGUGCUUAGCUUGUUGAAGAGUACCUCGGAGAAGUCAAUAUUUUCUUAGGAACACAUUACACUUGUCUUCGUUGCUUUGUAUUCUGUGCACAAUACGGUCGAGUCAAGCUGUUCGCUUAGCUGUUGUCAUACAUUUUUUUUUUUACUAUGGCACCAAGUGCUUGUGCUGGAUUGUGCAGUACAUGUGCUUUGAGCUGGAAGAGAGAUGGAAAGAAAGAAUUUGCAGUAAAAAAUGGCGCAUAAACGGUGUACAAAAGGACUGUACGUGCUGAACUUAGAUGGUGAUAUGAUCCACAAAAACUGAACAAGAAGCCAUUGUUCCGUCCAUUGUGAUGAAAAUAAAAUCUAGAAAGUGCGUAGUUUUAAGUUACUCUCAGCUUUGACAUACCUGUACUUAAUUUAAUUCGUAUAUGGUUCGGUACCACCACGUUGUAAGUGGGCUCGUAGAAUGCUGCGUGUAGAAUUGCAUGUUAUGGUUCUUGCAGCAAGCAAACUUGUCACAAAUGCAGCGAAAACAUGCAUACUACUGUAAGGAAAGGUAACGCCAAAACCUGCAGUGGUGGUGUGAAUAGAACUUACAAAAUUGCACCAGAAUAAUAUUAAUUAUGAAAAGUAUUUUUGGUUUGGGGGAACUUUGUUCAAAGCACAUUGUUUCUUUUUACUCAUGCUACAUGGUAAAUUGUAGCUGAAACUGUUCACUGAGCAACAAUCAACUGACAUUCAAGUGCUCUUAUAAUUGUGUAGCAGAACUGGUGCCAUGCUCUUUGUAAUUUGUGACAAAUUGAGAAGUGUAUAUUAAUAAAUGGUGUGCUGGC